Lottia gigantea (owl limpet) is the source of this 1416-nucleotide messenger RNA. RefSeq lists its product as hypothetical. Gene Ontology annotation, biological process: protection from non-homologous end joining at telomere. NCBI's taxonomy places the organism in Eukaryota, Metazoa, Mollusca, Gastropoda, Lottiidae. Bases 1 to 1416 code for a protein of 471 amino acids. Gene Ontology annotation, cellular component: nucleus; chromosome, telomeric region. The record is from RefSeq and is a predicted model, not a curated record. Gene Ontology annotation, molecular function: telomeric repeat DNA binding. The transcript has 10 exons.
AUGGCGGCAGAAGAAAUUGCAAAUACGUGGAUGGUUGAAUAUGUUUGUGAAAUUGUGUGGAAACAAUUUCAGUCAACCAAAAAAGUGGAUAUUGUCAACACAAGAGAUCUUAUCCAGGGUGUAGUGAGUUUACCUUCAUUAAGAUCCACUCAGUUAACAUCUAAAAUAAACUUUCUAACGCUGAUGUGUCGACUAGCCGAUGGUAGUGAUUAUACCACAUUGUAUCAGAAUGAACAAGAGAAUGAGAAGACAGUUUUAGAAACAGUAAUUCCAUUGUUUGAUAGAUUCAUGUCAUUAUUUCUCAAGUCUGAUGAUUCUCUAACCAAACAGUGCUCCUAUCAUAGAAGUCUGAUCAAAGCACAGUCUGUAUUGACAUGUUAUAAAGCGGCUGAUUUUGCCAAGGCUGAAGAUGUGUUUGAGAGACAGUAUAAAGAACCAUCUAUUUUAACAGAUUAUGAUAAGGCUUGGGCAGCUAAAUUAAGAACAAUGUUACGAUCCAGAAAUAAGAAUAAUAAAUUAGUCAUAGAAAAUAGUUUUGACAAGUUUCUGGAUGAGAUGGUCGAGUUUUUUGAACCUUUGACUAAAACUUGGAAUAAACCACUUUUGUUAAAGAUUUGUGAGGUGUACAGUAAACAUCGUAUGAGUUUAAAUAAGAAUGAGAAGCGAGUUAUUAAGCCUAGUGAAUUAUUGAAGAUGAAUAAUGGUAAGAUACGAGAUACAGAUAUUACAGAUCUACCAGUAAUAACUCAUCAACGGGAACAGAAGAUCAAUGAGAUGUUAGAAGAAUCAGAAACAGUAACAGGAGAUCAGAGUAAUAAUAACAUUGGUCAACCUUCUAAACAAAAUGGUGAAAGUUUCCAUGAAGAAGUGUCGUCUACAUCCAGAAAAUCUCCUGAACAAAAAUCUCCUAGUAAAAGAUCUAUUGGUAAACCAAAAGAAAACAACAUUAAUAUUAAUCCAACUUCUAGUCCAGAAAAAACAAACAGUCUGAAUAAGUUUGUUUAUCGUAAAAAUAAAAACCGAGCGAAUCGACAUGAACCUAUCCAGUCAUCUUCCGAUAAUGAAAGUUAUGAUCCUGAACCAAUACCAAGUAAAAUCCCUAAAAAGACAUUUGAAUUUUUACCUUCACGUGAAAGUCUAGCUCCACCCCCAGAUGGGCAAUAUUCUGAUAAAGCUAAAGAGUCAUUCAAUAUGAGUUUUGUGACAGCUUCUAGUGGUCGAAAGAAGUGGACAAAAGAAGAAGAUGAAGACUUAUUCCAUGCUGUAAAAAAACAUGGAGUAGGAAGAUGGGCCAAUAUCAAGCUGGACAUACGAAAUGCUAAAACUGGACCACAGUGUAAAGAUCGUUGGAGAAAUCUGAUUAAGAGUAACCUUAUUUUACAACUUGUUGAGAAGUUUGGAGAUUAUGAAAAUUAA